Messenger RNA from Ostertagia ostertagi, 432 nucleotides. NCBI's taxonomy places the organism in Eukaryota, Metazoa, Nematoda, Chromadorea, Rhabditida, Trichostrongylidae. The record is from the annotation of a GenBank genome assembly.
GCCGAUAAUGAAAGCACUGAACCGCGCCCCCUCAACACUCCGCAUGGCCCGCAAGAACAGUUUAUCGCACUUUGGUAUCGGCACGGCAAGCCGUGCAUGGGCCGAGCUUGGAACAGCAACGGCAGGAUUGACGCCUCGUUUGUUGAUGCUGGCCAUGAGUUCACUGGACACAUUGUUGGCUCUAUGCAAAUGCUCGUCGAACUGCCAGCCACGGCUGCUGGUUUCGAAUAUUGCUGGCUGCCGUACGAACAGGCCUCAGGCUACCAGGACAAAGAUUUUGCGCCCGUUCAUUUGAGUUACGUGGCACCAUGCGUGGUACAGCUUGAUGCCUAUGAGGUACUAGGGUCUGUUAAUCUGAAGAAGGAACGCGUCGAAGCUGCCAUUGACGGCCGCGUGCUGACUCUUGAUGGACCAAAAAUACGAACACUAAAG